AUGGCGGAUUAUAGUCAAUUUCCGUCUCCAACCGGCCAUGGUAUGGCACGCCCCCAUCUUGUCAAACUGAACCUCAUCAUCCUUUCUCUUCUCAUGUAUUCGGGCUCUCAAGGAUACGACGGGUCUUUAAUGAACUGCUUGCAAACCUUAACCCAGUGGCAGAUAUUCAUGAAUUAUCCAGUUGGAACGUGGCUGGGAUUCAUCAAUGCCUUACCUACCAUUGGUUCCUUGGUGUUUUUACCAGCCCAAGCAUGGGUUUCCGAUCGACUGGGUAGGCGGGUGAGUCUUUGGGUUGGGAUCUUGUUCUCAAUUAUAGGGGCCGGUGUUCAAGCUAGCGCACACUCACCUGGCACUUUCAUUGUCGGUCGACUCUUCAUCGGUAUCUCCACGGCAUGGUUCGCCGCCUCGGCGGUCCUUAUUACCGAGAUCGCAUACCCGUCCCAUCGAGCGAAGUGUACCGCAUUAUACAACUGCCAGUUUUAUGUGGGAAGCGUCAUAGCGGCCUGGGUCACCUAUGGUGUACGAAAUAUGGAGGGAUCCUGGGCAUGGCGAAUCCCUUCCCUUCUCCAAAUAGCCAUUCCUAUUCUAGCUCUCUCGGGCACCAUCUUCGCACCGGAAUCUCCUCGAUGGCUGGUGGCCAAUGAUCGAUCAGAUGAGGCUCAGGCAAUCAUUGCAAAAUACCAUGCUGGCGGACCCCUCGAUGAUCCACGGGUCCUAUUCGAGAUAAAUGAGAUAAAGCAAUCGAUUUUGACGGAGCUCGAGGCGAUGAGAACAACCACAUACGGUGAUAUGGUCCGAACAAAAGGUAAUAGACGCCGUAUGUUUAUCACGAUCACGCUUGGGGUAUUCGGUCAAUGGGUCGGCAAUGGAGUCGUUUCCUUUUAUCUAUCACUUAUCCUGAGCACGGUUGGGAUAACUUCUGUCACUCAGCAAACCCUUCUCAAUGGAUUCUUGAAUGUCUGGAACCUCUUUAUGUCCGUUGGGGCCGCUUUGAUGGUCGAUAACAUCGGUCGACGAAAGCUCUUCUUCAGCUCCGGUAUCAUUAUGCUGCUAAGCUACGUUAUCAUUACCGCUCUAUCUGCUGAAUUUGCAAAUCAUGGCACCAAAGCAGUGGGCACAGCUGUCAUCCCAUUUCUGUUCAUAUUCUUCGGGGGCUUCGAUAUCGGUUUCACCCCGCUCGUCAUCGCAUAUACUGCCGAGAUCUGGCCAUUCUCAUUCAGGGCCCGAGGCGUUGCGAUUUGCCUAUGGUCGACUUCAGCAGCAGGGCUCUUCAAUAUAUUUGUCAAUCCUAUUGCUCUUGCGGCCAUCCAGUGGAGAUAUUAUGUGAUUUUCAUCGCCGUUCAGCUCCUAUGGUUAAUUGCCGUAUACUUCCGGUAUCCGGAAACCAGGGCAUAUACGCUGGAGGAGAUGACAAUCGUUUUCGAUGGCGAAGGUGACAAGACUAAAGCUGUUAAUAACGAGAUUCAGGUCAAGGAAGCUAGCUUUGCGCACAAUGAGAAUAUCUAA
Molecule: messenger RNA, 1506 nt
Organism: Penicillium cataractarum
Lineage: Eukaryota; Fungi; Ascomycota; Eurotiomycetes; Eurotiales; Aspergillaceae
Product: MFS sugar transporter
Exons: 4
Coding region: 1-1506 (501 amino acids)
Biological process (GO): transmembrane transport; carbohydrate transport
Cellular component (GO): membrane
Molecular function (GO): carbohydrate:proton symporter activity
Source: RefSeq, a predicted model, not a curated record